Messenger RNA from Halichondria panicea, 1836 nucleotides. RefSeq lists its product as uncharacterized. The transcript is spliced from 9 exons. Bases 81 to 1679 code for a protein of 532 amino acids. Gene Ontology annotation, cellular component: preribosome, large subunit precursor; Las1 complex. Lineage: Eukaryota; Metazoa; Porifera; Demospongiae; Suberitida; Halichondriidae. Gene Ontology annotation, biological process: maturation of LSU-rRNA; maturation of 5.8S rRNA. The record is from RefSeq and is a predicted model, not a curated record. Gene Ontology annotation, molecular function: endonuclease activity.
UCAAUUAGAAAAUCCACUCACCCACGUGGCUGGCCGACUUUAUAUUUAGAAGAAUCACUUGAGUUCGAGUGUUUAUCAAUAUGGGGGGAGGCAGAGCCAUCGAGAGGAUCUCUCCAAGAGGCGCCAACCCGGAGGAGGCCAUCCUGUGCCCGUGGUUCAAUUCUAGUGAGUGGGAGCAAGUCUACGAGUGGUUGUACUCCAGUGACCCUCAACUAGUCGAGAGAGGGAUAGCGCGUGUGGCAGCUUGGAAGGCGCGGGCUCCUAGAAAACUGCCUCUAGUUGUGGAGACGACAGCAGAUCUGGCAGAGUGUACACUAAAUGAAAGAUUGUCUAAAAUGUGUGUAGCACACGGUACCUGCCUCAGCUACUCGAUGGCAAUCACAAGGUUUGUGAAUGGUAUUAACGACACGGCUUGGUGCUAUGGUGUGGGACGGGAUUGCAUUAGAGACACCGUAUAUCAGUAUGGUAUUCCAUCAUGGUUGGUUGAGAUGCGUCACCGUGGCACCCACCAUUUCCUGCCCUCCAUUGGUCAGGCCCGUACAGCCGCACAAUUUGCCCUCAACUGGUUACGCUCAAAUUAUUGGAGACCUCAGAGGAAGUUGAUCAGAGAGCACAGGGGGAAAUCCCCAACAGCCAUGCCCACUGUUUCCACUCCACCCGACAACGUGGUGGUGACAGAGAGGAAGCCGUCUAUUGGACCAAUGGACUCUGCUGUCGCUAAGCUGACCUUUGGACUCUGUCGUAACAGAUUAGAGCUGGUGAACCUCCUAUCGACCUCUACUCACAAUGAGCUGGCUGACUACAUUCAGAGAAGGCAGCUCCUCUGUUUCCCAUCGUCCGUCAAUAUCACUGUCGACGGUCCUGCUGUAUCGGACGUCCGGAACCUGCCCUCAAUAAAGGGUGAUCUUGCUAUGUGGAGGAAGCACCUUCUCAGAGCAGCAGACAAAGAAAGCUCUUUCAAACACAAGCUAGCCUCCGCUCUCAUUAUGACAGCACACUCCACAGAUAAUGCUGUCCAACGUGACUACUCAGCCUCGUGGUUAGGCCUGCUACUGGUGGGACAUUAUGAGGUGGACUCUGCCAAGCCUUCUAGCAUUGCCAUAGUUACAAUUGUUGCUGAUGAUGACCAGUUCAUCCCUGGCUCUUUAGACUGGCUCCAGUUGUUGCGUGUGGUCAAAGAUCAUCCCGGCUAUUACACUCACGCCAUGAGCACUCUUAUUGACGGCCACCUUCGCUCCUCAUUGCCUGUCUCUGUUCGUGAGAAGAUCCUCUAUCUGUCUCGUCUUGUCACCAUCUCUGAGAGGAUGGGCCCUCCAUCUUUACCCGGGACUUUGGAGGGAUCCUACACAGCACACCUUAAAGCCACUCUCAAGACAUAUAAAAGAAAAUCAGAGCCUUCAAUUUCCGAGCCACCUAGGAAACAAUCUCGACUCAGCGUGCAGCCGAGAUGGGGGGUAGUGGAGAACAUGUUGCCGUGGGUAACCGUGCCAUUGGGGGCGUGUCCUGGUCAGGUGAUGACUGCCUCGUGUCUGGAUCUACCCUCUUCUGUAAAUAUACAGCGAGAGAGAGUUAAGAAACAGAGGAAACUGGAUAUAAGGAGUGAGAGUCAGGUGAUUAAGGAAGAGGGGCAACCCACCAUUAAACUGUUACAUGCUAGAGAUACUGUUAGACUAUUUUAAACCUCAUAAUUAUAUUUAAUUUCUUCAUUAGACAAUGCACUCUUAAUAAUUAUGAUGCUUGUUUUAUGUUUGUUACUGGCAAGAUUUCCAUUUUCGAGCAGUUCUUCAACCAACAAAUUGUUCGCAUUGUACAAAAAUAUUAUGUUGACCAACCACC